This is a messenger RNA of Coniosporium apollinis CBS 100218, 1164 nucleotides long. RefSeq lists its product as uncharacterized. The record is from RefSeq and is a predicted model, not a curated record. The transcript has 2 exons. The coding region runs from base 1 to 1164 and encodes 387 amino acids. NCBI's taxonomy places the organism in Eukaryota, Fungi, Ascomycota, Dothideomycetes.
AUGUCUGAAGCACCGGGGGUAAACGCUGCGGUCAGCGCGCGAAACGAUAACAGUUUCAACGCAGAGAGCGUAGUCGUUAUUGUGUGUUCCACACUAGCGAUGUACAACGCGGUUGAAUUGCUGCUCCUCAUAUACCUGACCUUCAAGCGGAAAGCCGGGCUCUACUUUUGGAGUAUCCUGCUAGCCUCCUUCGGGUUGAUUCCUUACUGCGUCGGCUGGCUGAUUGUGUACUUUGAUUUCACAAAGGACGUUGCUGGCUUCGUUAUCGACUCUAUUGGAUGGAUACUGGUCGUCUCUGGUCAAUCCGUCGUGCUCUACUCUAGACUGCAUCUGGUCUUACAAAGUCCUCGGAUUCUCCGCGCGGUACUGUGGAUGAUCAUCAUCGACGGAGUCGUCUUGCACACCAUGACUACGGUUGUGCUCUUCGGGUCGAAUUUGUCAGAUGCGAAGGAGGGUUUCUCCGCAGCAUACAAGGUCAUCGAGAAGGUCCAGAUGACCGUCUUCUGCAUUCAGGAGUUUAUCAUUUCCGGCCUCUACGUCUGGAAGACAGCCGACAUCCUCAAGACAGCCUUCAGCGAACGCACGCGUACUCUGCUGUGGCAGCUGUUUGGCAUCAACGUGCUGAUCAUCUUCAUGGACGUCGCGCUCCUGGCGCUUGAGUACAAGAACCUGAUGGUGUACCAACAGGGCUUCAAGGCUGUCAUCUAUGGUGUCAAACUUAAGCUCGAGUUCGCAGUUCUCAACGAGUUGGUCGAAGUGGCGAAAUCGAAUAUGAACUCGGGAUCGCGCGGCACCGCCGACCAGCAGCCCGACUUCAUCGAUGUCGCUGGAAGUCGUGUUAGUUCACAGUCGCAGUGCAAGACCGCGAAACAUCGCAUGUCGUUCUGGCCGACCAAGCCAGAGGUCAUGCACGUGGAGGACGUCAAGUCGCCGCCGAUGUCCCCGUACAUGCAAAACUCUCCGCACAUCCUCAAGCCGACCUUCUCAGAACUACGUGCGCAGGCGCAGGAAAUUGAGGACCAGAGUGACGCCAACAUCCGCUCAGACGUGGAGAGAUCAGCGGCGCUGGACGCGACGCGGUCGACGACCAGUCUCGAUUCGGAAGACGCGGGCUCGGAGCGAAUGUACAUGCGGGCAAUGCGACAGGUUUCGAGGCCGCAUUAG